This is a messenger RNA of Daphnia pulicaria, 918 nucleotides long. RefSeq lists its product as uncharacterized. The transcript has a single exon. The record is from RefSeq and is a predicted model, not a curated record. NCBI's taxonomy places the organism in Eukaryota, Metazoa, Arthropoda, Branchiopoda, Diplostraca, Daphniidae. Gene Ontology annotation, molecular function: protein dimerization activity. Bases 1 to 918 code for a protein of 305 amino acids.
AUGAAAACGAUUUUCCAAUUACUUCACACUGGCGAAAUGGUCAAUCAAGCCAAAUCCUUAAAGAAAUGGUUAAAAUCUUUUGAUACGGUGGUCCUUCUUACUGUAUGGCUCAAGACGCUUCAAGCGGUGGACGACGUCAUUCGUCUCUUGCAAUCUAAUUCAAUUGCAAUUGACGACGAAAUUAUCCUCAUCAAUCAGCUAUUAGAUGAUUUGGGCCGCAUUCGUUCGUCAUGGAACGAACUUUUGUCAGAAGCAAAAUUGGUGGCCGAAUCUCUCGGUUUUGAAAAGGACUUUGAAGUCAAACGAACAAGGAAAACAAAAAGGCACCAUGAUGAACCUCCGAAUACAGCCUACUUCCACGACGGCGCAGAGAAGAAGUUCGAGGUGAGUGUUUUCAACGUUGGAUUGGAUCAUCUUAUACAACAAAUCCGAUCAAGAUUCGAAGUCGUUAAAGAGGUUUAUGCUAGAUUUGAUUUCAUAUGGUCAUUGACUGAUGAUAUUGUUGCUCAAGAACGAAAAGCCCGUGAGCUUGCCAAGUUCUACUCUACCGACGUGAAUGAAGAAGAUCUUGUGGCAGAAAUUCGUCACUUUGAUCGCGUGAAAGGGGCCCUGUUUAAUCCUGGCAACUCAUUGAAACUCCUCAAUCAGAUCUUUUCUAAGGGGCUAGAACCCAUGUUUCCAUCGAUCUGCAUCCUUCUGCGGAUUUUCAAUACGAUGUCAGUCUCUGUCGCCGAGGGAGAAAGGUCAUUCAGCAAAAUGAAAAUCAUCAAGAACUAUUUUAGAGCGACCAUGGGACAGGAAAGGCUUUCGAGCCUUAUGAUGUUAUCUAUUGAAAACGAGUUGGCCAGAUCCGUGUCGUAUGAAGAAGUAAUUUCAAAUUUCGCGUCGAGGAAAGCUCGCAAAAUAUGCCUUGCAUAA